UUCUUGAGAGGUUUGCGACGCUACUCCACCGCACCGCUAGGCGAACGCUGCCUGGAGCUCCGGCCUCGCUGCUCCUUCCUCCCCCUUGCCGGCCUCCUCCACCUGCUAAGCAAACCAAAUGUCCCAGAAGCACGCGACCACUCUCAUCAAGUCCCUGUGCGCGGGCGGCGCGCUGUGCCAAGCCCGCGCCGUGUUCGACGAAAUGCGCGACCGGGACGUCGUGGCGUGGACGGCCAUGCUCUCCGGCUACGCCUCCAACGGCCGCCACGGCGACGCGCUGGACCUCUUCCGCGGCAUGCUCGCGGCGGGCGUUGGCCCCAACGAGUUCACGCUGUCCAGCGUCCUGACCGCGUGCCGUGGCGGCGGCAUGUGUGCGGCUGGCGGCUGCGACCCAUCAUCGCUGCACGCUGCCGCGGUGCGGCGGGGCGUGGAUCGCAUGCCGUACGUCGUCAACGCGCUCAUUGAUGCCUACGCCUCCCGCCGAGAGGGCGUGGCGGACGCGAGGACGCUGUUUGAUGCGUUGGGGAGUGGGCGCACGGAUGCAUCGUGGACGUCGAUGAUCGCCGGGUAUGCCCGGUGGAGACAGGAGCACGUGGGGCUACAGUUAUUCCAAACAAUGAUUCAGGUUGGUGUUGAGCUUAGCCCAUUUACUUGCUCUAUUGCACUACAUGCAUGUGUUUCCAUAGCCAACUUACGUAUCGGACAGCAGCUUCAUCUACUGUCCUUGAAGAAAGCUCUCAGUGCAAACCUUGCCGUUGCCAAUGCUCUGAUCCACGUGUACUGCAAUUGUGCACACCUUUUGGAUGCAAGGAGGAUUUUUGACGAAAUUCCUGAGAAGAAUUUGGUCACCUGGAAUACCUUGAUUGCUGGGUAUAGCCAAUGCAAUCCAUUAAUGGCCUUGCAGCUUUUUCGUGACAUGAAUCUUCAGCAAAAUUGCUUCACCCUGACUAGUAUUACAUCGUCCUGUGCUGGUCUUGCAGCUCUGGGACUCGGGAAGCAGGUCCAUGGGGCUGUCCUUCGGAGAAACUAUGGUGAGGACCUACAGUUGAGCAAUGCCUUGGUGGACAUGUACUCCAAGUGUGGGAGCAUAGCAGAUGCAAAGAGAAUGUUCAACAGGAUGGGUUGCAAGGAUAAAUUAUCAUGGACAGCAAUGAUUUGUGGGUAUGGGAUGAAUGGGUACGCCAAUGAAGCCAUCCAGCUUUUCAGUUCCAUGGUCCAUGCAGGGGUGUGUCCUGACCAUGUUGUGUUCCUGGCCCUGAUAAGUGCUUGCAGCCAUGCUGGUCUAGUAGACGAAGGAUGGAACUUCUUCAGAUCAAUGACAACUGAGUAUAAGAUGCAGCCUAAGAAAGAGGUUUAUGGGUGUGUCAUCAAUCUCCUUGCACGGGCAGGGAGGCUGAGAGAAGCAUUUGACCUUAUCAAUAGAAUGCCAUUUGCUCCUGAUGAAUCUAUUUGGGGAGCAUUGCUUGGUGCCUGCAAGAUGCACAAGAAUGUGGAUCUGGGCAGAUUGGUUGCAAGAAGGAUCAUCGAGGUCAAUCCUGAUGGAGCAAAGACUUACAUCCUACUUGCGAAUAUAUAUGCUGCAGGUAACAAAUGGGGUGAGUAUGCUGUCACGAGGAGGCUGUUGAGAGGCAUAGGGAACAGGAAGGAAGCUGGAAUGAGCUGGAUAGACGUAAACGAUAAGAUGUAUAGCUUUAACACAGCUGACAGUAGCAGCUGUCAAGUUAGUUUGGCAGAUGAGGCAUUGCAGAUCUUGGCUCGACACAUGCAUGGCGCUAGAGCUGAUUUUUCCCAGGAUUUUUCAGAAUCACAUGAUCAGUUUGUGCUUGGACAAUCAUUAGUUGGAGCAAAACAUAUGCAUAAAUGAAUGCUGCAGGUUGUGAUGCUGAUAGUACCUGUUCAGAGCCAAGCUACUGUGAAGUGUGAACUCAAGUUAGACCAUCCACACGGGUGGAAAGUCGGUUUGAAUGCCUGAUGGAAUCUGUUAAAAAUCGUUGGAGCUAGGUGAAUCAUGGUGUCAGAAAGAGAAGUGAACCAUAUUGUUGGUUUGUUUCGAAGGAAUCAAUGUACAAGGGGCAGGGAAACUUGGCGCACAUGGAAAAGAAGAACAGUAAGAGAUUGCUUGGAAACAGAAGAAGCGGCAAAACGCUGAAUGCAUGUAUUUAUUAAUCAUGGGCCAAUAUAAAAACCGAUUUUAACAUUGGAGUGAAACAAGAGAGAUUCCAAAGCCUGCCAUUUUUCCUCCGAAUCGGUUCAACAUAGUGGAUGGUCUUAUAGAAAACCUUGCACAGCCAGCAGUACAUCAGCUUUCAGGAACAUUGGCGUGUUCAUGAGCGAAGAGAUAAGGGAGCUACGAUUCUAAGCACACCUCAGAAGGCAAUCUUCCAUCCCUUCGUGCCCAGAUGAUAUUGAAUAUGGAUGGAUCUAAUUUGCUCUAGCUGAUUGCAUUGAGGAAGCCUAUCCUACCAUCAAUCGCACUGUGUCAGGUAAUUUAGGGCCCUCCAUUUUGUUUAAUCGAUUGCACUUAUUUUGCAUGGAUGUUUUUGAUAUCCUAUCUCCGGAGAAAUUACAAAUCCGAGAGAAUAAUCCUUUGACUGUAAUAUGGCAACCGGUCUGUACUCCAGCUUGAAAUGGCGUGGAAAUUGUUUAUGUUUUUGCAGAUAUGGUAUGUAUGCACGCUUUUUAAUGGCAAGUAUCUUUGACCUAUUAACACUUUACAACCGAGACAUUCAUGUUCCAUGAAAUUGCACGAGGAACUGAAGACUACCUUGGUUAGAAAGCAAAUACUCCUGAUGGAGUAAUGUGUUGGUUCCCAGCUAUAAGGUUGGUAUGAUGUUCGGUGGAAUUGUGCUUGGCACCUUGGCACGAUCACACCUGAUGGAGAACAGUGUUCAGGUAUCUAUUCAAUUCUACGAUUAAAAUAUUAUACUUCACUUUAGGUUGUACAUUUUUUUGUGCAAGAUAUUGCUUGAUCAUAUUCUACUACUACUACUCAAGGGCUAUUUCCUUCAUCAUAAAGCUGUAAGCUAGAGGAUGCACCUUCCAUUCAUUUAAGUGACAUGGAAUCUUGCCGUUCACAACCACUGUAAAAUUAAAAAAUCGAGUUGGAGCUCUCUCCUUUUACUAUACUCUUUUUUAUUCUAUGAAGUUACUGCUUCCCUUCAACAUGGUAAGCUUCUUAACUGCAUAAACAGUGUGACUGGCAACUGCAUUCUGAGUUUUCUUCCUGUACAAAAACAUGUUUCCUUCAAAGUGUAGGCUUUCUUCAUUUCAUGCCUGGCGUUUUGAUAAAACCAUUAAUCAACUACACGAUUAUGUAGUAAGCAAGUGUCAAUAUUUUUUUCUUUCACAUCCGCCUAAUUAUUCUCAGUCAUUAGGAAAUAUUUAUCAUUAUACAUAGUAGUUUUUGCUAAAACCAAAAAUUACGAAUUUCUAUUUUCUCAAAAUCAAGCAAUCCCAAAGAUUUUUUUUGUUAAAUGAGGAAAAUUAUGUAGGCGAUGUAAACAUGGAGAUGGAAGCAAUUAGUUCCACAUGAUUCCGCACCAUUAAGCACCCACAUUUUCCAUUUGUCCUUGAUCUUCGGAAACAGUAUCAUUGGCAAGGCUUAUUUGUUGCUAAAAUCCUUUGCAUUUCUUUCCUUCUAAAUUUUCUAUGCAGCCAGUCUGACGGUGGAUCUCGAACAUGUUAGAACAGAGAGUAUUGAGCACCCCUUGGGAGGCUUAACAAAUCUAAAUCGGCAGUCUUGAGUAGCAAAAAUCAAAGAGCAACUAUUUGGCAAUUUCUGAAGUGUUCUUGCAAAUACAGCGGAUGAUGUACAGGCAAUGACAAUAAUCUAUUAUUCGAUUCAUUGUAUCGCCAA
This is a messenger RNA of Lolium perenne, 3856 nucleotides long. RefSeq names its product putative pentatricopeptide repeat-containing protein At1g56570. NCBI's taxonomy places the organism in Eukaryota, Viridiplantae, Streptophyta, Magnoliopsida, Poales, Poaceae. Gene Ontology annotation, molecular function: protein binding; RNA binding. Gene Ontology annotation, biological process: RNA modification. The record is from RefSeq and is a predicted model, not a curated record.